AUGAAGUUCCCAAUCGCGAAUCUGUUUACUUUCUUUGCUGUCGCCUCCAAGGUAUCAGCUUGGUAUGUCCAAUUCCUCAACGAGGACAACAAAUGUGAAGUCGGAGAGCAGACAGAGUACCAGCUCCUUAUAGGCGACAAGUUUGACUGCUAUAACUUCGGUGCCAGUUACAAUGGCAUUGAGUGCGAUCACUUCAGGGAAGGUGGGUUUGAGAAAUUAUGGGAAUGCAAGGGCACGUUCAUCGCCAAGUCAGCUAAGCCCAAGCAUGACACGGGCUCUGUCUGCAAGUUCUAUGCUGCCGUUGACUGCCAGGGUGUUGGUAUCUCUGGGGAGGGCGGCUCGUGCGUUCCUGUAAGCCAGUUGAUUGGAGAUGGAACCUCUGUUCCUCAACGUAUUGCGUCUUUCAGAUGUGAAAACACUGAGGAACCCGCUUAA
This is a messenger RNA of Fusarium coffeatum, 435 nucleotides long. RefSeq lists its product as uncharacterized. The coding region runs from base 1 to 435 and encodes 144 amino acids. The transcript is spliced from 3 exons. The record is from RefSeq and is a predicted model, not a curated record. Lineage: Eukaryota; Fungi; Ascomycota; Sordariomycetes; Hypocreales; Nectriaceae.